Colletotrichum abscissum is the source of this 7425-nucleotide messenger RNA. Its product is annotated as beta-ketoacyl synthase domain-containing protein. Gene Ontology annotation, molecular function: oxidoreductase activity; fatty acid synthase activity. The coding region runs from base 1 to 7425 and encodes 2474 amino acids. The transcript is spliced from 12 exons. Lineage: Eukaryota; Fungi; Ascomycota; Sordariomycetes; Glomerellales; Glomerellaceae. The record is from RefSeq and is a predicted model, not a curated record. Gene Ontology annotation, biological process: secondary metabolite biosynthetic process; fatty acid biosynthetic process.
AUGACCAAUAGCACCAAACCCCCAAUGAAUGGUUUUUGCAAUGAGACCCAUCAAGAGCCCUGUCUGUAUGAGCCCAUCGCAAUCAUAGGCAUGGGCAUGAGACUCCCAGGACGCGUCCAUAACGCUACCGACUACUGGGACCUCCUCGUCAACGGCAGAAGCGGACGCUGUCGAGUUCCAAAGAGUCGUUACAACAUCGACACCUGGUAUGGCAGUGGAAAAGCUGCCCACGUUCCCAGCGAGUUUGGCUAUUUUCUCGAUGACAUCAACCUGGCCCAUGUAGACCCAAGCUUCUGGUCUUUCACAAAGCAGGAGGCCGAACUCAUGGACCCCCGGCAACGUCUAUUCCUCGAAGUUGCUUAUGAAGCCCUUGAGAAUUCAGGUUCCACGAGAUGGAGAGGCUACGAUGUUGGGGUCUACGUUGGAACCAUGGGAGAAGACUGGAGUCAGCUGGAGUCUCGCGACAGUCAAAGCCUCCAACAGGUUCGACCUGAUGUGUAUGGAGACUAUAUCAUUGCCAAUCGGGCGUCGUAUGAGUUUGAUCUUACAGGACCGAGCGUCGUUGUUCGAACUGCAUGUUCCGCAUCUCUUGUUGCACUGCAUCAGGCAUGCCAAGACCUCCACAGCGGAGACUGUUCAUCUGCCAUAGUUGGGGGUGUCAACCUCAUCCUCAGCCCUAAGGACACCAUUAUAAUGCAGCAAAACGGAGUGCUGUCUCCGUCAGCAGCAUGCAAAAGCUUCGACGCCGAAGCCGAUGGAUUUGCACGCGGUGAAGGCGUCUCUGCCAUUUACAUCAAGAAGGUGUCGGAUGCAGUACGCGAUGGCGAUCCUAUCAGGGCAGUUAUUCGGUCAACCUGCACUGCGGGAAAUGGCAGAACCCUAGGACUGACGACGCCGAACCCUGAAAUACACGAAAGGCUCAUGAGAAGGGGACACAAGAUGGCUGGGAUCACCGACUUGUCCAAGACCGCGAUGGUAGAGUGUCACGGAACUGGUACUUUUGUUGGGGAUCCCCUGGAAGUCAGUGCAGUGGCCAACGUCUGGGGUGAUCACGGUAUCUAUAUCGGCUCAGUCAAGCCAAACAUCGGUCACGGCGAAGGGGCUUCUGGGCUCUCCAGCGUGAUCAAGAUGGUUCUGGCAUUGGAGAACUCCACCAUACCACCAAACAUCAACUUCAAGACUCCUAAUCCUCAAAUUCCAUGGAAGAGUGCCAAACUCAGAGUUCCCACAGAGCCUAUACCCUGGCCAACUGGUAAAGAUCAGCGGGUCUCAAUCAACAGCUUUGGUAUCGGUGGUUCGAAUGCUCAUGUGUUGCUGGAAUCUGCCUCAUGCUUUGGCAUAUCAACUUCCAGUCUAACGAACGGCCUGAGCGCAGGAACUAACGUUCCAAAACACCAACUCUUGCCACUUUCCGCCACACAUCCUGAGUCAAUCAGUGCUAUGGGCCACAAGAUUCAGAGUUAUUUGAGUCACAACCCUGCAAGCUUGGGCGACGUCGCACACUCGUUAGCAUCUCACCGAGAGACACACCCAUAUCGAGCUUUCUGUGUGACCGACGGUAGCAAUCCCUUUCAGGUUUCAUCAGUUGUUAAAGCAACACCGGCCUCGCCAGAUGUAGUCUGGGUAUUUACGGGUCAAGGAGCCCAAUGGGCUCAAAUGGGCAAAGAACUUCUAGAGCAAGAGGGGUUGUUCAAAGACAGGAUCGAUGCCAUGGGUGGAGUUCUUGCAGGUCUUCCAGAUCCUCCACCAUGGACACUACGAGAAUUACUAUCUGCCCCGAAAGGAGAGAGCCGCCUCCAUGAAGCAGAGUUUUCGCAGCCAUGCUUAGUUGCGAUCCAAGUCGCGCUCGUCGACUUACUUCGCUCAUGGGACGUUACGCCAGCUGCAGUAGUGGGCCAUUCUUCCGGCGAGACCGCUGCUGCCUAUGCGGCUGGUGCAAUUACAGCUGAAGAGGCUAUUUUGAUCGCCUAUCACCGCGGUCAGAUCACUCGUCUCAUCAAAGCUGCACACAACGGCAGCAUGGCAGCAGUUGGUCUCGGCAGGAAACAGAUUGAGCGGUUUCUUCGCCCAGGUGUCAUCAUCGGCUGUGAUAACUCUCCGUCCAAUGUCACGCUGUCAGGCGAGAGCGAUGUUCUUGAGGAGAUUCUGCUGGAGCUCAGCUCUAAGCACCCGGAUGUUCUCGCCCGGAAGCUCCGCGUUGAGUGCGGAUACCACUCUCGUGAGUUCAUGUCAUACCGCUCCCGGUUUCGUAUCGUGAUCGCCGGACUGAUAUCUGCCACAGAUCAUAUGAAGACCGCCGCCGCAGGUUUUACAUCCCGUCUGGAGGGACUGCUUCAGAACAAGAAGCCGCGAAUCCCGUUCUAUUCGUCUGUGACAGGAGAGAAGAACACAGACAUGUCUCAUACAUACUGGGUUCUCAACGUCAUCUCGCCUGUUCUGUUCAAUACAGCGGUACAGGGAGUCCUAGACGAUUUCAAAUCUCCAAUUUUCGUCGAGAUUGGCCCUCACUCCGCCCUUGCCGGGCCUAUCCGUCAAAUCCUGAACUUCAAUGACAUGCCUGCCCAAUACAUACCGACGCUGGUGCGCAAUCAGGAUGCCGUUUCAGCCGUUCUGAAGACCGGAGGGGAGCUCUGGUUGGCUAGCAUCAAUAUCAAUAUGACUGCCGUCAACCCACCUGGACAGCUUCUAACAGAUCUUCCGACAUAUCCAUGGCACUACGAUGAGGAGUUUUGGCAAGAAAGUAGACUUUCUCGCAGUUGGCGCUUCAGAACUUUCGACCAUCACGAACUUCUCGGCUCUCGCGUCGAAGAGAUUUCGGACGCCUGCCCCGCUUGGAGGUGUAUUCUACGGCUUGAGGAUGUUCCAUGGCUGCAGGAACACGUCAUCCGGGACAACAUCACACUUCCUGCCUCUGGUUUCAUUUCCAUGAUAGGAGAGGCUCUGAGGCAGCUUCACGGGUCCGUGGACUUUACACUGGAAGCUGUGUCCAUGGAGGCAGCUUUGGUUCUCGAUGAAAAGCCAGUCGAGGUUGUGACGAUACUGAAUCCGUCAAAGUCAAAGACUUCGAGCAACAAGAGCGUUUACGAUUUCUCAAUAUCCUCACUUGUAGAUGGGAGUGAAGUAUGGGUCAGCCAUGUCUUUGGCCAGUGCAAACCCGGCUCAGAUCGGAGGCAUGCUGUCCCUGACAUGCCUAUCCUACCACGUCAAGCUUCAGGAAAUUCAUUCUACAACACUUGGAAAAGACAUGGUCUGAACUACGGUUCCAACUUCAGGGGCUUGUCCAACGUCAUUUCACAUGUUAGGGAAGCCAAGGCUUUUGCAACACUGGAUGGCAAGCUCGCAGGCUACACCAAUUCGCCCUAUUCGAUUCAUCCAGUUACUCUCGACACAAGCAUGCAUGUGGCAAUGAUAUCCGAGGCCCAUGGUCUGGAGCGAAACUUCCAAGGUCUAGUUGUUCCCACUUACAUCCAAGAGGUGUAUGUUGCUCGACCAACCGGACAGAUCAAUGUUGUCGCUAGUGCCGAUAACGAGGCUGAAGUAAUUGCCAAGAGCAAUAUUGUUGGAAUUUCCGAUGGACAAGUCGUGAUCAAGAUCUCUGGCUUAGAGGUCACUCAACUCUGUGGAGUUACCAGUGACCAAGAAGCAGAUGAUCCUCACGCUGGUGUCGUUUUGAAGUGGAUGCCAGACAUUAACUUCACGAAGCUGACUCAACUAUUCCGCCGUCGGGAAAUGGAUGCCAGUUUCAACGUUUUGAAUGAACUGGUUUUGGCCUGCAUCGUUGAUCUGAGAACUCAGCUUCAGUUUCUUCCUGCCACCCAACCUCACUUUGUGAACUACAAGAGUUGGCUUGAUGCGUCAUAUCGCAAGGCUAUGACUGGGCGGUACGCAGAUGUCCUCAACGCUUUCGACAUCGCAACGAUGAAUCACAAGGCAAGGCUCGAGGCUAUCGGUAAAAUGGCAGAGUCUUGCAAGCGGACUCCUGCGUUGGACGCCUCUGUGUCGAUCUUCCGCGUGCAUACCUUUGGCGCAGACUGCUUCUCCGGAUUGCCCCAUGCGAUGAAGCCACUCGCACAGCCCAGCCAUUUCGAUGGAGUUGCCAACCUCAUAGCUGACGUAGACUUCACCGACUUUGUUCGACUUCUAGGGCACAAGAACCCAGGGUUGAGAGUUUUACACAUAGGCGCGAGAGAGAGCGAUGACUUGCUAUCAAAGUUAUUGUGUUCCAAUGACAUCAACGUUCCAUAUGGUAGCUACGUUUAUACCGGCGCUUUCUCAAAACCGCCGAAUUCUUUGAGAAACCGUUUCGAGUCAGCACCGGCUGUUACCUACAAGCAGUUCGUGAUGGACGUAGAUCUAUCAUCGCAGGGCUUCUCGGAAGAAUCAUUCGAUCUCAUCAUCUCCGAACCUACGCUAUUCUCUUUCUCGAACGCCUCCAUAAUCAACAUGCGAAGACUGCUUAGUCCGCGAGGUCAUCUGAUUCUUCAACAUGCGAACCCCGAAUCCAACCUUCUUCGAUUCGCAUACGGGCUAUCUACUAACUUCGAUUUCGGCUACGGCUCCCUGGGCAGUCCUGACAUAUUGCUGAACCAACUAAGUCACGCUGGCUUCGACAAUGCCUCAACCUUUACCUUCGCAGGAGAGCAUGGUAGGGUCACUGUCGCCACACCAUUUGCUGACUUCCCAAAAAUGAGCAAGGCCAGCAUCAUCUGUCAAGACCCAAGUCAUCAUCUGGUUGUUGCAGCAACCAGCAACUUAGAAUCCCGCGGUAUUUGCCCACAGUUCUUUUCCCUUGGGCAGGAGCUGCCCCAUGGUCAGGCCGUCGUGUGUUUGUUAGAUCUGGAAGGCCCCUUCCUUCAUGACAUGGAUAGCAUCCAGUGGGAAAACCUUAAGAAGUCUUUGUCUUCUGCGCAGGAUGAGAGAUUCCUUUGGAUCACUGCAGCCUCUCAAAUUCAAUGCAAAGACCCAAGGUACUCUUUGACACUGGGUGUGACCCGCAGCAUCCGGAGAGAAUUGUCGAUUGACCUAGUCACCCUUGAACUGGAAUCUUACGACGGUAGCGGAUGGAAUGCCAUGACCACUGUCUUCGAGUCUCUUGGCGACCGAAGCAGCAUUGACGGCACUAAGGCGGAUUCUGAAUAUGUCAGCUCCGGGGGGUUGAUUCAAAUAUGUCGGUUCCAUUCUGUCAAGGUUUCCGACGACCUACGCCAGCGAUGCGAGGGUGCACCCAAGGUCUUGAGGAUGAAGAAGCCCGGAAUUUUGCAAUCUUCAACAUGGGAAGAGUCAGAAGCCACGACGCUGAGCGAUGAUCGUGUGGAAGUCUCAGUGAAAGCUGUCAGUCUGAACGCAGAGGACUCAAAAUUCUCAUCGGGUCACUUAAAAGACAGCAGCAGCGCUUGCGCCAAAAUUGGCCUUGAAGGUAGUGGUGUUGUGACAGCUGUCGGGCCAAAGGCCUGUCGAUUCCGAGUGGGUGAUCGUGUUGCGUUUAACCUCUGUAGCUCCUUGGCCACCACAAUCAUCGUCCCGGAGUCUCUUUGUGCAGAUAUUCCACACGAAAUGACAUUUGAAGAGGCUGCUUCGUAUCCUUACUCUUAUAGCACGGUGCUUUAUGGACUUAUGGAGCUUGGCAGGUUGAGGAAGAACCAGACUCUUCUGAAUCAUUCAACGCCAGGUGCUCUUGGUUUAGCUGCUAUCCAAGUCGCAAAAAUGGUCGGUGCAGAGAUGUUCUGCACGACGGAGAAUGCGACACAAGCCCGAUAUCUGCAGAAGUUGUACGGUAUUCCGAGCAACCGUAUCUUAAGCUCCGAUAUCACCUCAUUGGUGCCUGAGAUCCUACACGAGACAAAUAGCCGGGGUGUGGACAUCGUCUUCAGCACGCGUCCUGAAUCUAUGCAGGAGAGCUGGGCAUGUCUCAAGCCGUUUGGAACGAUGGUACAAGUACGACAUGGUGGAGAUCAAAUGGCGGAUGCUUUGAAGAGUUGCCGCAACCGAACUUUGGUGAACAUUGACCUCGAGGAAAUGAGAGUUCACCAGCCCGAGGAGAGUACUCGUCUUCUGGAGCAGGCAUUCUUGUUUCACAAGUUUGGACUCAAUAAGCCCUCGCAGCCCAUCACAGUCUUUCCAGCUUCUGACAUACUGUCAGCUUUCAAGUACUUGCAAAGUGAAUGGCGUAUCGGCCAAGUUAUUAUCAAGAUGCCCGAGAGCAACAUAGAGCUCCAAGCUCUUCCCUUACGACAAAGGUUAUCUCUCCGUUCGGAUAGAACCUAUGUCAUCGUCGGCGGUCUUGGAGGAUUGGGUCAAGCCACCGGAAGAUUCCUCAUCGAAAAGGGGGCUCGUCAUUUGAUAUUCUUUUCCAGAUCUGCCAAAGAUGUCGCCCACUCAGCAUAUUUCAAGGAGCUUGAAUUUCUAGGCUGCACGGUUCAAGCCGUUUCUGGUAGUGUCAACGAGAUGACGGAUGUGGUGAGGAUGGUUGACUCAGCAACUACUCCAAUUGCUGGGGUGUUGCACGCUGCAAUGGUACUUCAGGAUGUUCACUUCGCCGACAUGACUUUUGAGCAAUGGCAGACUGCCGUCUCACCAAAAGUACAAGGAACUUGGAAUCUCCACUACGCUCUCCAAGCACAGAGAGAUCCUCUUGACUUCUUCUUUCUCUUCAGCUCCCUCUCGGGUUUGGGAGGACAGAUUGGACAGGCCAAUUAUGCUGCUGGGAACGCAUUCCUCGAUGCAUUUGUUCAGUACCGGCAUUCUCAGGGUCUAGCAUGUUCCGUACUUGAUAUUGGCAUCAUGGAAGACAUCGGUGUUCUUGCCAGGGAGACCAAUCGCCUCGAAGCUCUUCGCUUAACUUCUCAGCAUUGCCUUCAUGAACAGGACCUCCUUGAUGCCAUGGAGUUGAUGAUUGAGAGAUCUCAAGCGAAGAAGAGGACUCAUACGCACCCCUUACUGCAUUCGAUGGAAGGCUACUCAAAUCCGAGUCAGCUUGCCAUCGGAAUGCGGUCUUCGUCUUCCAUAAACAGAACCGGUUGGCAGCAAGAUCCACGGGCCGGAUUCCUAGCAAAGACUGUGUCUGUAGACGGUCCUAUCGAUCAGCACACAUCAGAAAGUACUCUGAAAAAUUAUCUUCAGAGAUGUGUGUUAGAUCCCUCACGGCUGGAAUCAGACGAGGCGAAACACUUCCUGGCUGGGGAGAUUGGUGCAGCAUUGCGGGGCUUCAUGAUGCGACAAGAUGAGGACGUCGACCUGACAAUUCCGCUGCAAACGGAUUCCUUGGUCACAGUUGAGCUUCGAAACUGGCUGAGACAAAAAGUUGGUGUAGUCCUCAAUGUUCUCGAGAUGAAGAGUGCAGCGAGUGUGAUCGCGCUGGGUGGUUUGGUGGCGAUGAGACUUUCGGCCGUGUACAGAAAUCGUAUGCAAGAUGUGGGCAUCAGUUGA